CGAUCUGAAAUCAUUUGCAGCCACUCAACGGAAUCGAAAUGUGCUUCAGAUAUAGCUUCAGUUUCAUCAUAAUCGCUGCGGUUCUGCUGCUGGCAGCCGGAAUUCGGGCAGCUCCCUCGGAUGUGGUGGUCGAGAAGGCGGAGGAUCCCGCGGUUCCGAAGCCCCUGCCAAAGGCCGACUUCGAGGUUCCGGAGGACUGUCACCAGCCCAAGGAAACCGGCCGCUGUUUCGCCCUGUUCUACCGCUACGCCUACAAUGUGGAUACCCAAUCCUGCGAGGAGUUCGUCUACGGCGGAUGUGCCGGCAACAAGAACAAUUUCGAGUCCAAGGAGCAGUGCGAACAGGCCUGCUUGGGAAAGUCCACCUCGGAGUCCUCCACCACCGAGCAAAUCAGCGACGUGACCACCGAAACUAGCACUUCCGCUUGAUUUCAUCUAGUCUUUAGUUCGUAAUUUAUUUGUCACCCGACUUCAUCUCCAAUAGAAUCGCAACCCAUUUAAAUAUUGUUUAAUGUUUAACUAAAAUGAUUUUCUGUUUUUAAUAAAAAUAAAAUAUA
Messenger RNA from Drosophila subpulchrella, 556 nucleotides. Its product is annotated as early lactation protein. The record is from RefSeq and is a predicted model, not a curated record. NCBI's taxonomy places the organism in Eukaryota, Metazoa, Arthropoda, Insecta, Diptera, Drosophilidae. Gene Ontology annotation, molecular function: serine-type endopeptidase inhibitor activity. The coding region runs from base 39 to 428 and encodes 129 amino acids. The transcript has a single exon.